CGCUUUCUGAUUGACGCGAGGCAGCUCUCCGUGGGCGCUCCGGGACGCGCCAGGCCGAGUCAUGACUGAGGAUGACUCCGAAAGCGUCCUCACCGACUCCCAGGGGGAGCAAGGGGGCCGGGAUCACCCGCUGCCCGUCAUCCAGCUGUGCGGGCUGGUGGAGGAGCUCAGCUAUGGAAACUCUGCUCUCAAAACAGAAACAGAAAUGUUUGAGAAAUACUACUCAAAAUUGGAACCCAGGGAUCAUCGACUGCCACCAUUAUCAGAACUUAAAUUAUCUGCAGCAGAAUUUUCACAGUUACGAGGUAGGCGUAAAUCCAAGUCCCGCGCAGGUCUUGACCGUGCAGGACUCAGCGUAGAGCAAAAACUCGAGCUUGUACAAAAGGAGCUGGAAGACACGAAAGAUGAAAUAAGGCACAUGAGGGCUAAUGCUGAGCGGGACUUGCAGUACCAUGAGGCUAUCAUUCAGGAAGCUGAAAUUCGAUGGAUUGAAGUCCAGAGGGCAGUGCAUGAGUUUGAAAAAGAUAUUCUGAAAACCAUUUCCAAGAAGAAAGGGAGUAUUUUAGCCACUCAGAAAGUGAUGAAGUACAUUGAUGAUAUGAACCGCCGGAGGGACAAUAUGAAGGAGAAACUUUGUUUGAAAAAUGUUUCUCUCAAAGCUCAGAAGAAAAAAAUGCUUUUGCAACUGAGGCAGAAGGAAGAGGUGGGUGAAGCCCUGCACGAUGUUGACUUUCAGCAGCUGAAGAUUGAGAAUGCUCAGUUUCUAGAGACCAUUGAUGCACGGAAUCAAGAACUGAUCCAACUGAAGCUGACCUCUGGAAACACCAUGCAAAUACUCAAUACCUACAAAAGCAAGCUUCACCAGACAAUGGACGUCUAUGUCAACCUGGACAAGGAGAUCUUGCUGAAAAAUGAGCUACUUGGAAAAAUUGAAAGAGAAACCAUACAGGUAGACGAGGACCGAGCCAAAGCCCAGGCUUUAAACAACAAGCUGAGGAAGCAGCUGGCUGAAUUCCGAGCUCCUCCAGUGAUGAUGUAUGUCCACGAGAAGACCUUGAAUGGGGAACUGGAGAAGACCAUCAAAAUGUGGGAAAGGAAGGUGGAGAUCGCAGAGAUGUCCUUAAAAGGCUACCGCAAGACUUGGAAUAAAAUGAAAACAAGCAACGAGCAGCUGCAAACGACUGAUUCCUCUGAGAGCUAACCAGGGACAGAGCAUGUGGAGACCAAGAAGCCAUCUAUUAAAGUACUCUUGCUCUUUUCUAGUCA
Molecule: messenger RNA, 1266 nt
Organism: Jaculus jaculus (lesser Egyptian jerboa)
Lineage: Eukaryota; Metazoa; Chordata; Mammalia; Rodentia; Dipodidae
Gene: Cfap263
Product: coiled-coil domain containing 113
Exons: 9
Coding region: 62-1201 (379 amino acids)
Biological process (GO): cilium assembly
Cellular component (GO): axoneme; ciliary basal body
Source: RefSeq, a predicted model, not a curated record